This is a messenger RNA of Schistocerca gregaria, 7314 nucleotides long. Its product is annotated as inositol polyphosphate 5-phosphatase OCRL-like. The transcript is spliced from 19 exons. Gene Ontology annotation, biological process: phosphatidylinositol dephosphorylation; signal transduction. The record is from RefSeq and is a predicted model, not a curated record. Gene Ontology annotation, molecular function: phosphatidylinositol-4,5-bisphosphate 5-phosphatase activity; inositol phosphate phosphatase activity. NCBI's taxonomy places the organism in Eukaryota, Metazoa, Arthropoda, Insecta, Orthoptera, Acrididae. Gene Ontology annotation, cellular component: membrane. Bases 290 to 2926 code for a protein of 878 amino acids.
AUUUCCACUGUUGGUAGAAUUGUUUAAUGCGAACUUUACGUGCGUUAUUAUGAAUACUGUAUGUAGUAUUUUUGUGUAACGAUUGUUUAAGUAUUAUUUUUGUCAACUGAAAUGCUACGUAACUUGAAAAUUGUUGUUGUUAAACACAUAACUAUCAAUAAGAGACACAAAGCUGUCAACAGGCUUCUUCCGAUCGGUAGCAGAGGUAACUAAGUGACAGAAGAAAAUGCAUUCUUAAUUCCAGCGCGUUAUAAGUGUAAAGGCGCUGGAAAGGACACACUGACUGGCCAUGGAUGUGCUAACUGUUGUUCAGACCAAACUGAGCGCCGAAGACAAUGUGGUUUCAGUCCACGAAGCAAGCUUAAUGCAAGGAUGGGUGCGCACAUCUAGAGUUCUAGCUCUGGUUGAAAAUGAGAAUGAUCAUGCAUUGUUUGUUUUUCUGAGUUCAAGAGUGCCCCCUCAAAGUUUUACUGAUUUGACUAUUGAGCGAACAUUGCCAGUAGAUGCCGACUUCAGGUGUGAAAUAGACCCUGAAAGUAAACAUCAAGAUGGUGUUGAUGUAUAUGUCAACAUAUCGUCUUAUAAACUUAAGCUCUUAUUUGAAAUGGUGCCUGGAGUGAAAACAAGCAACUUCGUUGGAGAAUUAUUCAGAGUAAUGGAAGUCUACAGUAAAAGGAGGGGCCCACCUCCAGAAUUCCAGUGGCUUCGCAAGUAUGCUGCAGAUAAUUCUUAUAGUGCCUUAGUUAAUGUUGAAAAACCAGUAGAUGUGAAGGAAAUACAGCCUGCAACAAAGGAUGACUCGUUGGCCACCUCUCUGCUGGAGCUUGAAAGCCCGGAUAUUACAUUACCACGUCAAAGCAUUGCUAAAGGGACCACGCCUAUAGCAGCAAGGGAAAGUGUUAUUAGAUAUCAGAUGGCAAUGAAAGAACGUCAUUAUACAUACACUCAAGUUCUGAAGGUUUUCAUUGGCACUUGGAAUGUCAAUGGACAGCCGCCAACUGUGCCGCUUACAGAAUGGCUUGCCCAUGACCCUGAACCACCUGAUAUAUACGCAAUUGGAUUUCAGGAGCUUGACUUGAGCAAAGAAGCGUUUUUGUUCAAUGAUACACCAAGAGAAGAAGAAUGGCUAUCUGCUGUUAUGAACAGUCUUCACCCCAAAGCUCGGUAUCGUAAAAUUGCACUUGUGAGGCUUGUUGGGAUGAUGUUACUGAUAUUUGUUCAAGAGCAACAUGUGGCAUAUGUUAGAGGUGUUGCCACAGAAACUGUAGGAACAGGAAUAAUGGGCAAAAUGGGAAACAAAGGUGGCGUGGGUGUUCGACUAGACUUCCACAGUACAUCAAUUUGUUUUGUGAAUUCCCACUUAGCAGCUCAUGUUGAGGAAUAUGAAAGAAGAAAUCAAGAUUAUCAUGACAUUUGCCAAAGAAUGAGUUUUACAAGGUUUCUGCCACCUAAAGGGAUUAAGGAUCAUGAUCAAAUUUUUUGGCUCGGAGAUUUAAAUUACCGAAUAACAGAUCUUGAUCCGAAGAUUGUGAAGGAUUGUAUUGAUAAAAAUAAUUUAGAGACCAUUAUUGAAUUUGACCAGCUACGGCAACAACACAAGAACAAAAAUGUUUUUGUAGGCUACCAAGAAGGGUCACUCACUUUCCGACCAACUUAUAAAUAUGACCCAGGAUCAGACAACUGGGAUUCAAGUGAAAAAAAUAGAGCACCAGCAUGGUGUGAUAGAAUACUGUGGAAAGGUGAUGGUAUCAAACAGUUAGCUUACAGAAGUCAUCCAGAACUCAAAAUUAGUGAUCAUAAGCCAGUUAGUGCAUUAUUUGAUUCACAGAUACGAGUGAUUGAUGCUGCCAAAUAUCGAAAAAUACACGAGGAGGUGAUGAAAAAAUUGGAUAAAUUGGAAAAUGAAUUUCUGCCUCAAGUGAUGGUGGAUAAUACAGAAAUAAUAUUUGACACUAUUUACUACUUAGAAUCACAGACCAAAGAUUUGAUAAUUGCUAAUACAGGGCAGGUUCCUGUCACAUUUGAGUUCAUAAAAAAAUUGGAUGAUUCAAGUUAUUGCAAGGAUUGGUUGAAUAUAGAACCAUAUGCAGGAUUUAUAAUGCCAGGUGAAAAAUGUGAUAUCAGGCUGGAAGUUUUUGUUGACAAGAAAUCGGCAUUUAAGUUGAAUUCUGGAGAGGAUAAGCUUUAUGACAUUCUAGUUCUGCAUUUAGAAGGAGGAAAAGAUAUUUUUAUCACAGUUACAGGAACAUAUGAGCGUAGUUGCUUUGGAGCAUCAAUUGAAGCACUAGUGUAUAUUACACUUCCAAUACGUGAAAUACCUGUUGGCAGGCUUGUUGAACUGGAAAGCAAUAAGGAAGUAACAUCAACGCAGGAUCCAUACCCAAUACCAAAGGAAAUAUGGUUUCUGGUUGACCACCUCUACAGGCAUGGACUAAAACAGCCACACUUGUUUGAACAGCCUGGUUUGCAUUCAGAAAUUUUGCAAAUUAGAAACUGGCUUGAUAAUGGCUCACCUGAUCCUCUGCCUGGCAGUGUUCAUUCAGUUGCUGAAGCUUUACUCUUACUUCUGGAAUCCACUGCAGAGCCAGUUAUACCGUACAAUUUACAUAAUAUUUGCCUGAAUGCAUCCAGCAAUUACCUGCAGUGUAAACAGAUUGUCAUGCAGCUGCCUGAACAUAGGAAGAAUGUCUUCCUGUAUUUGUGUACCUUUCUACAAGAGGUACUGAGUCACAUGAAUGAUAACGGCCUGGAUGCAAAAACAGUAGCCACACUGUUUGGGACAAUCUUCCUACGUGAUCCACCACGUAGUCGUGGCGAUUUGAGCUCAAGAGUUCGGACAAAUCAGCAGGCACUUGACAGGAAGAAGGCGAAUUUUGUUUACAAUUUUCUAGUGAAUGACCAAAGUGAUUUAAUACUUGGUCGAUGAAACUUUAUGUUUGCAUUUGUUAAAUGUGUAGUACUUACAAGCAGUUAUACUCAAAUUAAAGUGGACCCACCUUGCACAUAUUUAUAUAUAUAUUGUUAUCUAAUAUUUAGAUUGCAUAUUUAUUUUAAUUAAGAAAUUCUUGCAUGUGUGUGUUUUAAUGUGCAAUUAUUUGUACAGAAGAAGCAAAUAUGUAAAGCAGUACCAUGUACUGCACUAUAGAAUAAAAUGGUUUCAGUUUAUGCUACAGCGAGAAAUUAAAUAUCAGAAAAUGUUAUCCUAGAAUAACUGAUAUUCUUGCCAUAUAUUAAAAACUGUAAUUUGACUACAUAUUAUUGUACUAUUUCCUUCAAAAGUACAUAUUGUUUAUCCUAAGCAGGAGCCAGUAUGGUUAUUUUCAUGUGAUAACGAUGUGCACUGGAUGUAACAGUAAGUUUGACAAUUUUCAUCCAUGUAGUGAUUAGUCCUUCAGUUUUGAAGCUGCAGAGUUGUCAUGUGUGACAUUAAAACUUCAUGAACAAAUUUACAUGGAUUUGGCUGACCCAUUACAGUGUGCAUGAUGACCAAGGGUGACAUUGUUAUUAGAUACUAUAAGGAGCAGUUUGGAAUUCAGUGUAUAAAUUAUAGAAAACUGUACAUAUAAAUAUAUCUUUCAACAGCUCUUCCAAGUAAAAUUACAGUAUGAUGAUAUGCCAAUUUUUUUUAAUCUUAAACAAAUUGGUUUGUUUAAUAGUGUGUACUUAGCUGUUUAAAUGCUCUACCUGUGUGCCUGUCUGCAUAUGCAGACACAAAUGUAAAUCAUUAAAUGCAUUAUGCCACAGCUUUGUUAUAAUUUCCUCUGUCAUCUUGUCUGAAAUUUCAAGCCUCUACAGCUCCCACAAAUGCUUGAUUUGGUGGAUGGUGGAGUGACAGUGGAGUCAUCAUUUAGGAUGAUGAUUGACCUUGAUGUCUGAAAAAUUGUGUGGAACAUACUCUUCCAUCAGUUCAUCAUAUUGUUCUUCUAAGGGAACAGUUGCAGUGUGGCCUGCCUCAAUGGAGAGAGAUAUCUACAUCCAUACUCUGCAAGCCACCUGACGGUGCGUGGCGGAGGGUACCCUGAGUACUUCUUUCGGUUCUCCCUUCUAUUCCAGUCUCGUAUUGUUCUUUGAAAGAAGGAUUGUCGGUAUGCUUCUGUAUGGGCUCUAAUCUCUCUGAUUUUAUCCUCAUGGUCUCUUCGCGAGAUAUACUUAGGAGGGAGCAUUAUACUGCUUGACUCUUCGCUGAAGGUAUGUUCUCGAAACUUUAACAAAAGCCCGUACCGAGCUACUGAGCGUCUCUCCUGCAGAGUCUUCCACUGGAGUUCAUCUAUCAUCUCCGUAAUGCUUUCGCGAUUACUAAAUGAUCCUAUAACGAAGCGCGCUGCUCUCCGUUGGAUCUUCUCUGUCUCUUCUAUCAACCCUAUCUGGUGCGGAUCCCACACUGCUGAGCAGUAUUCAAGCAGUGGACGAACAAGCGUACUGUAACCUACUUCCUUUGUUUUUGGAUUGCAUUUCCUUAGGAUUCUUCCAAUGAAUCUGUCUGGCAUCUGCUUUACUGACAAUCAACUUUAUAUGAUCAUUCCACCUUGAACACCAUUCUUGUGUUUUUGAUCUUGAUGGUUGGAGCUUGUUUCAAAAGAAUUAUAUUGUAAGUUGUCAAUUUAUCUGUGUCAGUUCACAUAUGUGUAAUAAUGAGACAUUAAAACCAUAUUUUACCUAGCCCGUCACUGAAUCUUUGCAAUUUAUACAGCCACCAAUUGACUCACUUUUGCGUUUGCCCAUUUGUGAACCAGACUUUUGCUGUAGCUAAUUGGAAAACUAAAGUUAUCAUUUACUCAUGUCUGCUUUACUGGUCAUACAAGAUUUUUUUUCGGCAGCAAUCAAUGUCUCAUCGUAGACUCUCCAAUUAAAUUUAUCUAUUUGAACACUAUAGUGCAGAGAUUUGUUAACUGCGUGCUGCAGGAGCAUCACAUUUGUGCUACAGGAUACCGCCAGAAUAUGAUAUUAAUGUUUGGAUAUAUUGUAUAAAUUUUUUGCAAAAUCUAAAGUGUUUCAUUUAUUAUAAUAUUUUUAAAUCAGCCUUCUCACAUCAGCUGUCAGAUAGGUGAAUAGUUUGACUUCGUAUGCCACGGAAAAAUUCUGAUAUUAAUGGCUCCAGAACCAAAAAAGUUUCGAACUCGUUACUGUACCAUAUAAUGGACUCAGUAAAAAAUGUUUCAAAAUGCCUUGUGUGUUGUUUGGAUGGGUUCCUUUGCAGAAAGGUGACAGAGCUAAUGUGAGAAACACUCUGCUCCUUCCUUUCCGAAUAAGUGAACGAUUUGUUUCAUAUGGAAUUUUUAUUUGGUGGAAAAAAUAUUCUUAUGAGCUCGGUGAUUUCCAAUGACAUAAUAGUCCCUAAUCGAGAGUAUAUUUAAAUCUGCCACAAUGUGAUGCACAGUCUAUAUGAGAACACAGACAGUAUAAAAUGCAAUAAAUUGUUCACAAACCUGACCUGAUGCAAGAGUGCAGUUAUAAACAUAGUUAAAAUGUACAGCAAUAGUUCACCAUAGACUAUUGCUAUGUACACUCACUUUUUGAUUUUCCAAAAUCUUGAAACCUUGGAAUUAUGCCACAUCUCCUUUCAUUUCUAUUUUGCUUUUAAAUACAUAAUGAUCAUUUAACAUGGAAAUCAGAGUUCAUAAGAAUAUUUUUUCCACUAAAUAAAAAUUCCACAUGAAACAAAUCGUUCACUUAUUCGGGAAGUAAAAAGGAGAGUUUUUCUCACAUUAGCUCUGUCACCUUUCUGCAAAGGAACCCAUCCAACCAACACACAAGGCAUUUUGAAACAUCAGCAUGAUUAAAUGCAAUGAAGAGAGAGAAGUUCUAUGUCGUGCCUGUACAUAUUUGCUUCUUCUCUGACACAAUAGAAACAAUGUCUCAUCUCCCCUCCCACAUCAGUUUUAUAUGUAGCCAAAGCAGUGAUAUUUUGUGCAUAUGUAGUUAUAUUUUAGUAUAUAUUAGGUUUUAAAUAGUGGCCUACUAGAAGGAUGAAGCACUAGAAUAUUUAUAAAAUGAAUGUAGUAUUAUUAUUUAAAUAUUUUGAAAAAAUUGUCACUCAGAAAUCUAGUCAUUUGAAAUGUUUCUGUAUGAUGAUAUUUCUGUAUUGUUAAUAUUGUUUCCAGUACACAGUAAAUGAAAUUUGGAGGGAUCUGACCAGUGGUCCACAUGCAGCUAGCUGGAGAAUGUGUAGCCUGUAGAAAUACCAUAGGAGCAAACAAGAACUCUAAAAUUGCUGUAAAUAGUUUGUGGUGCAUGAACUGUCAACUAAAAUACCCCAAUUAAGAUUUCAAUAAACAAUGGUGACAAAGGCAAUUGAAAGUAAUGUAGAUGGGAAAGUAUACAUUCCAAAGAAGUCCUCAAGAAUACACACAGAAAAAUUGAAUAUUACUGUGUUGCUUUGACAUAGUGUGUUUAUCCAUGAGAGUUGAAUAUUUUUUCAUUUUAUAUGUUCUUUGUUAAGUUUAAAAAAAAUCCAUUUUUGGACCCUUUUGUUCUUUACUUAUCUUCCUAUAAAUAUUGGAUAUCACUGAAUGCAUUUAAUACAUGAAAUGCAGCAGUUGUCAAAACACUUCCUUGUUUUGAGUUAUCCUCUCACCUUUCUCCCAAAUGGGCAGUAAUGAUACUUUCAUUUUACUUGUUUAUUAUGCACCACAGGUUUGUCUAGGGUUGUGUGUAUAUUUCAGCAAUGACCUGUAGGUGCACUUCCCACUUCAAAUAUUUUAAUAUGGCUUCCUUGUCUAUUUCUUAUACUUAAAACCUUUGAAUUUGUGAAAUACUUAAAUGUCCUCAAUGGAAUACAAACAAUGGAAGGAGUUACAGUAUGUGCCGUGUAGUUGAGACAAGGAGUGGGCUGCACAUACAUAAACAAGAUUGAAAUAGUCACCAACCUUUUAAAAGCGUCCUUCCUCACAGGUUAUAUGCCCUCCUCCCAACACACACAUACUGUCAUUGCCAUCUUUUUUUACUAUUGUUUACUCCUUCCAUUGUUUAUCACAGUGUCUUCCUUCCAUUAGCUGUAUCUUUUUGCUUGUGUAGUAUUUUUAGUCCUCUUUUUGCGAUAAUGAGCUAGCAUUGUUGUGACGUACGUCAGUAUAUUUUAUAGCAUACUUUGCUGAAUUCAUAUUCAGUUGGUCUGUAUCAUCCAAAAAUCUUUUUGUGUUAAAUUUUCCAUAACCUGCGGUGAAACGUUGUUAUCUGAAGUCCUGUUGUUAUAAUUUCAGUUGCAAUUUUAAAUUUAUGUAGCAGCAACUGGCAAUGUUAAUUGUAUGUAUAGUUUUCUACCUCAUAGUUCCAUUCAUAAAAACUCUUAAUAAAUGCUCUUUUUAAUAUAUACAA